AUGGAUUUGGAACGUAAAAAGGAAUUAGAAGAGAAAAGGCAAAAGCUUGCUAAACUUAGGCAACAGAGAGAAGAGCGUAAACUCUAUAGUCAAAACACGACUAUAAGCGAGCCUGCUUAUAGAACUGAUCCGGAAAAGGAUCGUAAGAUUGAUGAAUAUGUUAAAACAUUGUUAGCUGAGACGAAAGAGAAUAAAGUAGCAGAUAACAUUAAUGUUUGCGAAGAAUACUCAGUUAAAAAAACCACGGAAUUUCUGAGGGGAAAAUUUCCGAAACUAACAUUGACCCUCUUGAACCAAAAAGAGAAUGCCACAUCGAGUAACCCUUGGGAGUGGCUCG
Messenger RNA from Racocetra persica, 337 nucleotides. Lineage: Eukaryota; Fungi; Glomeromycota; Glomeromycetes; Diversisporales; Gigasporaceae. The record is from the annotation of a GenBank genome assembly.